CUCUCUCUCUCUCAUCUCAUCUCUGCAGACAUCAAUUCCCUUUUUUGACUAAAAUUCUCUAUCUGCUUUUUAAUCCAUUUUUCAAAGUGAUUCUUCUUCUUCUCUCUUCACCAAAAAUCUCUCCUUUCUUCUUCUUCCGCAGCUCGGAACUAUCUAAUCUCAUUUGGAUUUUGAAGUUUUUUUCUUUUCUUUUGUUUCCUCUCUAUCUCGUGCUCUGGUCAAGUUCUAAUCUUUUUUCUGCGGAUGAGUUUAGAUUCCGUCAAAGUAAUGGAGCAAUCGAACAAACCCAACGAGAGCGAGAAGAAGAAGAAGAGGAAGAAGCAGAAGAAGAACAAUGUCAGGAACAGCGAAGAAGAAGAAGCAAAUGGGUGCUGGGUCAAAUUUAGGGUUAUGGUUUGUUGCCUACCUUCAACUUCAGACGUUGAUAGCUCAUCUCCCACUCUCUCUACCACCACUCUGGGGAGUAAGUCUGCAACAACUGUGAAAUCAAAUGAGCAACCAGCUGGCCCUGUUUCUUCUUCUACAACCGCAACUAGCAAUGCUGAAAGCUCUCUGUCCACUCCUAUGAUCAGUGAAGAGCUUAAGAUCUAUUCUCACCUCAAGCAGUUUUCUUUCCUUGAUCUCAAGUUAGCUACUAGAAAUUUCAGACCCGAGAGUCUCCUCGGGGAAGGCGGCUUUGGUUGUGUCUUCAAAGGAUGGGUCGAGGAGAACGGAACUGCUCCUGUUAAGCCUGGCACUGGCCUUACUGUGGCAGUUAAAACCUUAAAUCUUGAUGGACUUCAGGGUCAUAAAGAGUGGCUUGCUGAGAUUAACUAUCUUGGCAAUCUUCUGCAUCCGAACCUUGUUAAACUGGUGGGUUAUUGUAUCGAAGAUGACCAAAGGCUGCUGGUUUAUGAGUUUAUGCCUCGAGGAAGUUUGGAGAAUCAUCUCUUCAGAAGGUCGUUGCCUCUUCCAUGGUCGAUUCGGAUGAGGAUUGCAUUAGGUGCUGCCAAGGGUCUCAGUUUCCUUCACGAAGAAGCUCUUAAGCCUGUCAUAUAUCGUGAUUUCAAAACCUCCAACAUUUUACUAGAUUCAGACUACAAUGCCAAACUAUCAGAUUUUGGGCUUGCCAAAGAUGCUCCUGACGAAGGCAAAACACAUGUCUCUACUCGAGUCAUGGGCACUUAUGGUUACGCCGCUCCUGAGUAUGUUAUGACUGGUCACUUGACAUCUAUGAGCGAUGUUUACAGUUUCGGUGUGGUUCUACUCGAAAUGCUGACUGGUAGAAGAUCCAUGGACAAGAACCGACCAAGUGGUGAGCAAAACCUCGUUGAAUGGGCUAGACCGCAUCUUCUCGACAGGAGAAGAUUCUACCGGCUGCUUGAUCCGAGGCUGGAAGGUCAUUUCUCCAUCAAAGGAGCUCAGAAAGUGACUCAGCUUGCAGCCCAAUGCCUUAGCCGUGAUUCCAAGAUCAGACCCAAAAUGAGUGAAGUGGUUGAAGUCCUUAAGCCACUCCCAAUGCUCAAAGACAUGGCUAGCUCUUCCUACUACUUCCAGACAAUGCAAGCCGAGCGGUUGAAAGCUGGGUCUGGGUCGGGUCGUGGGUUGGGGUCGAGAAACGGGCAACCGGUGCUUAGGACACUGUCUAGUCCUCAUGGACAAGCCGGUUCUUCACCUUAUCGUCAUCAGAUUCCGUCUCCUAAGCCCAAAGGUGCAACUACUUAGCUAUAUCUCAUUUCCUUUAGAGGCUAUUUCUUGUGACGCAAGGAAACUGUCUGUUUUUUAACCAAUAUUCUUAACCGAUUUAGAGAAAGGCAAAUUAUGGUGUAUAAGAUUGAUCUGAAAGAAGAUCUGAUGUUGUGGAUUUACAUUUACCCUUUGUAACAUCCUGUUUCGUAUUCUAUUGUAUGCUUUUAACGGUUGUCUCAGUAUUUACUGUCAUUCAUUAUUA
Molecule: messenger RNA, 1930 nt
Organism: Brassica rapa (field mustard)
Lineage: Eukaryota; Viridiplantae; Streptophyta; Magnoliopsida; Brassicales; Brassicaceae
Product: receptor-like serine/threonine-protein kinase At3g01300
Biological process (GO): protein phosphorylation
Molecular function (GO): ATP binding; protein kinase activity
Source: RefSeq, a predicted model, not a curated record